UAAUAAGGAAGAUAUUACCUUGAUAACGAAAAUUGGCUCCAGUACUAGUAGGGUACGGUGGUGAACAGCGGGUGGACGUAAAGCGCAUGGAAAAACCAGAGGGGGCAGAUCUGCCGCAUAGCCGACGAAAACUCGUCUGAUUCUCAUCAGACGCGACGCGUCCGCGAUCACGUACGGUGCACUAUACAAGAAAACCAGAAGGUGGGUCUACCUUAUAGAAAUUAAAACCAACUAAUCGGACCUGCCGCGUGCGAAUUUUCCAUGCAGCGAGGGUGGAGACAACACGUCCGAAGUGACUGACUGCAACGUGUUUAGCUGAAACACAUGGUCCGGUGAUCGUGAUCAUGAUUGCAAAUCGUCUCGCAUCGAUCGUCACCCUCGUCCUCGUGGUACUGCUGUCGACUAUUCAUCACGGAGAAGCAAUAAUAUGUUACCAAUGCAACAGCGAAUACGAUCCAAGGUGCGGCGAUCCGUUCGAUUCGUACAGUCUUGGAACCGUGAACUGCAGCUUUCAACCACGCUUGGAACAUCUAAGCUUCCUGGAACCAACUCUUUGUCGAAAGAUCAGCCAAAGAGUGUACGGCAAGAUCAGAGUGGUCAGAGGUUGCGGAUAUAUUACGGACGAGAGAGACAAUGCCGACUGUAUGCUGAGAUCAGGCACUCACGACGUUCAAGCAAUAUACUGCUCAUGCACCGGUGAUCUCUGUAAUUCGGCCGAAAGCCACACGCCGUCCUUCUUAUUGCCGUUGACGUCUAUGUUAACGGUUGUCCUGGCGAUGCCCAGUUUACUUCUUUCGUACCCGUUUGCAAUACCCAUCUUAACCUCGCCGCACUUUUCCAUAGCCUAAACUCCUCCAGUCACCAGCAGAUGACACUUAACGCCUAAAACCGAAUUAACGAUUCAAUAGAAAACACUGUUCGGAUCCGGGACAACUCGUUUUCGUCUGAUUCCUUGCACACUCGAGAUCAAAACGCCGCGCGUAUAGGUUAGAUCGCGAUCGACUUUAGAGUAAACGACUUUCAUCGAAUAAUCGAUCGAUCUUACAAAAAAUUGAAAUUUAAAAAGUUACAGAUUUCGUUAGUUCUUUUAAGUUAUUCUUAACGUGCAAUAAUUUCUAGUGAAAUGAGAUACAGGAAACGAGACUGAUAACGAGUUGUACAUAAUUACAGCUCUUAUCACUGUUAUUUUUAAAAAGAUAUGCUGGACGGUAAGCGCUUUAUGCGCUUGUGUAUACCGGGAUUCAAACAGUUCGCAGAAGUAGUCAAAUUACAAAAUAGUAGUUCUAACGGUGAUACAAACUGCCAGAUACGCGAGAGCGUACUUCAGUAGUACACUACAAAAAGAUUUAAAUGGGAAGAAAAAAAUACACAUAUUCGGCCUCCGCACGUGAAACCACUCAGUGUCUCUCGCAUAAGCAUAGAAAGUAAAAAAA
Eufriesea mexicana is the source of this 1433-nucleotide messenger RNA. RefSeq lists its product as uncharacterized. The transcript is spliced from 4 exons. Gene Ontology annotation, biological process: positive regulation of voltage-gated potassium channel activity; regulation of synaptic transmission, cholinergic; sleep. NCBI's taxonomy places the organism in Eukaryota, Metazoa, Arthropoda, Insecta, Hymenoptera, Apidae. Bases 345 to 848 code for a protein of 167 amino acids. The record is from RefSeq and is a predicted model, not a curated record.